Messenger RNA from Tachysurus fulvidraco (yellow catfish), 2016 nucleotides. RefSeq names its product syntaxin binding protein 6 (amisyn), like (gene stxbp6l). Lineage: Eukaryota; Metazoa; Chordata; Actinopteri; Siluriformes; Bagridae. The transcript is spliced from 7 exons. The coding region runs from base 174 to 1016 and encodes 280 amino acids. The record is from RefSeq and is a predicted model, not a curated record.
GAGAGAGAGACAAAGAGAGAGAGAGAGAGAGACAAAGAGAGAGAGAGAGAGAGAGAGAGAGAGAGAGAGAGAGAGAGAGAUGGCUGUGUUUUAUUCAGAGCAAAUAAACUAAAGGAAAUCGUCAGUGUGUAAGCUGAGGAGCACAAACAACCAUCAGCUGCAGGUUGUACAGGAUGACGAUCCAGUCAGCGAUUAGCAGAGACAUUUUCACUCCACUCCAUGAGAAGUUACUAACAGUGAUUGAAGUAAGAAAGAGGAGGAGGAGAAGACUGACCUUCAUCCCAGCAGGGCGUAAAGGGGAUUACAUCACCUUCCUGUGUCUGUCAGUGACGUAUAAAAAGCCAACUCAAGUUUUCAUCACCAAAGUGAAGCAGUUUGAAUUUUCUCCUCAACUUGAGAGACGUUCACACUGGAGUUUGGAUCAGCUCCGUCGGGUAGACGGCAUCGACCCUGACAAGGACAGUCCGGAGUUUGACCUGGUGUUUGAUCACAGAUCUGAUCAGUGGGUCACUGCAUCAUCGGCGGAGAAAUGCAUGUUCAUUCAGAUCCUCUAUCAUCUCUGCCAGAAAUACUGGGAGAGUCAGAGGGAGCUGAGUGUCACAGCACCCCCUGGGGGCCAGAAACCCACCUCCACAACUGCCUCCACCCCUGCCUCCACCUCUACCUCCGCCUCCACCGACCAAAUAACUGUCCUAGAGAAGAAGAAGAAGAAAAGUCGUGACGUGCCUUGUCCCACUGAAUUUGUUAACUGCCAGUCCAAAUUACUGGGAGAUGCCUGCUCAAUAAACAUCAUCAUCUACCGCUGGAAGAUCUUCCUGUACAGAAUGAGGAACUCCAUGACCUCUGCUCAAGAACAGCGUCACAGUCAGAAAGUGGGCGUGUCCAGCUCCUCACCUCCAGCGCAGAGCAUCAUGGGAGCAGUGGGUCGGAGGGCGAGUCAGGUGUUCAGCGAGCGCGGUGACGUUAAACAGCUCACGGAAAACGUACAAAAGUUUGCCAUGAAGCAACGGGAUUAAAGGCUACUGUCACCUCUGUGUGUUUAACCAUCAUAACACACACACACACACACACACACACACACACACACACACACACACACACACACACACACACACACACACACACACACACACACACACACUCACUCACCACACACACACACACACACACACACACACACACUCACUCACCACACACACACAAACACUCACUCACCACACACACACACACAAUGCUUUGUAAUAACCUCAGUGUUGGAUUGUUUCAGCCACUAGAGGGCGAUACUGAGUUUUAAAAACUCUGAGCUUCUUAACAGAAUUUUGUGUAUUUUGGGAUUUUGUCUCUUAUACAGUAACAUAACUGUUGAUGUUACACACAUAAUUAUAAUAAAUACAGAUGUCAGUGUUAAAACACUGCAGUCUUGUUAUUUAAAGAAUUUAAAGCUGUAGUUUGUAUUUAAAAUAGUUUAAAUACAGAAAUUAUGGAUCAAUGUUAUACCUAUGAAGAGGUAUUUAAACUGUUUGUAUUUACACUGUUUGUGUUUAUUAACUUUUUCUGAGGCAUAAGAAUCGUCCCACGACACGACACUAACACCACUGUGCUCCGUGGCAGAUUGAGUUUCCACUGAACUAAACACUCGUUUAUCGGUCAUUACUGAUAAAGAAAUUUCUUCACGUCGCUCCUCAUUAGUAAAACACAAGAGUACAAAAAACUGUGUGUUAAUUAUUAAAAAUAAAUUAAUUAUUAAUUUAAUUCUGUUUAAUUGUCUAGAGUCAUGUAUUAAUAUGUUAAUGACAUUAUAUUUUUAAUUUAAGCCACUCUGUCUGACUGAUUGUGUGUGUGUGUGUGUGUGUGUGUGUGUGUGUGUGUGUGUGUGUGUGUGUGUGUGUAUCUAUGACUGAGUGUCAUUGUAUAAUUGUAAUAAUCUAAAACUCUUUUGUUUGUAUUUAUUAUUUGUCUCUUGUCCUUCUCUGUCCUGUCAGUUUCUGUGUCUAAUGUCUAAUUUAUGUACAUUAA